AUCGCGGCGUCGCUCAAGCUAGCGCGCAACCCGACACCGGUUCGCAUUGCGCUGAGCAACAGCCAGCUCGUCCGCGGCUCGGUCCAGCAGCUGGCGGCCGCGAUCGAUGUCUGCCAGCAGGUGACGCUCGGGCUCUUCUCGAGCCACUCGCGCAAAUUCAAGCUCGAGAUGGCGGCCGCUUUGGGCCAGACAGAUUCGUACAUAUCACGUAUCUAA
This is a messenger RNA of Saprolegnia parasitica CBS 223.65, 216 nucleotides long. RefSeq lists its product as hypothetical. Lineage: Eukaryota; Oomycota; Saprolegniomycetes; Saprolegniales; Saprolegniaceae. The transcript has 2 exons. The annotation marks the transcript as partial. The record is from RefSeq and is a predicted model, not a curated record.